AUGAACUUUUUACCACCGUCUUCUCUUUUUCUGGGCCUCUCCACCACCACGCCUCCUGUACGCAGGCCUCACAGAGAAAGUUGGACAGACACCUCAACAAAUGAAGGGACAGCGAGAGAACUUGAAGACGUCUGCACGCAUCAGCCAACGUCCUCUGCUGCCUCUCAUUCCCUCGUAAGAUCUGCAUCAGCAGCAGCAGGAGAAGCAGCAGCAGCAGCAGAAACAGCAGCAGCAAAUGACGACGAAGACGCUUCUCACCUUGCAGCAGAACCACGAAACAGCAACAGCGAAGUGAAUGAAGUUAUAAGUCAGACAGAACAACAGCAAAUGCAGCAGGACUCCCCCAGGCAGCUUCCUCGCAAAGCUUUUUCUUCCGUUCCCAACCUUAAGAGGGAAGACUUGCAAAUAGACACUCAUGAACAAGAGGCAGACAGCAGCAGCAGCAGCAGCAGCAGUAGUAGCAGCAGCAGCAGCAGCAGCAGUCGCAACGGCGAACCCCGUCGCACGUUCUCUGGGCCUUCAACUUCUGCACUGAGCGCAGCACCUUACGAGCGGCUGCUGCUGCAGCGGCAGCAGCAGCGACGUCUGCUGCAGCAGCAAAGUACGUUAAUGUCAUUCCCUUCUCUUUCUACUGCCUUCGGUAGCUUUGAGGCUCUGGGAAAUCUGCUGGUGCAGCAGCAGCAGCAGCAACAGCAGCAACAGCAGCAGCAGCAACGACAGCAGCAACGGCUGCGGGAGGGGCAGGAAGAUGGCUCUUCCUCCCCUGCUGCUGCUGCAGCCAGCAGCAGCAGCAGCAGCAGCAACAGUAGCAGCAGCAGCAGCAGCAGUAGCAGCAGCAGCAGCAGCAGCAGAAGCAGCAGCAACAACAAAAUGAGCCCUCAGUAUGGCGUCUCUUUGCCUCCUUCUCUACGUCUGCAGUUGCUGCAUGAAUUGUUAUGUACUUCUUCUUCUUCUCCUUCUCCUAGCAGCAGUUUAGGCCGCUGUGAACUUUGUUUGAAUUGCAGAGGGGUACCACCUGCAUAUCGUUGGCGGGCGUGGAAGGCGCUUGAAUUAUACAGACGUAGUAAAGAAGAAGAAGGAGAAGAAGAAUUAGAAUUAGGAGAAGAAGAAGAAGAAGAAAGAAGAAGAAGAAGAAGAAUAAUGUUAGAAGAAGAAGAAAAGAAGUUAUUAUUAUUCUUGUCUUCAUAUCCUUCCGAUUCUUUUUGUGUUUCUUCUUUUAUACGCGCCUAUCACGGUGGAUAUAUCUCUGCUAAUUUAUAUUCUUUUCUUUCUCAACAUAAAUCUAAUUACUCUAAUCUUAUUCUUAUUGACGUACCCCGAACAUUUCCUGAAAUUGCUGCUGUCGAUACAGACGCACAACAAAUGCUCUACCGCAUGCUG
Messenger RNA from Eimeria acervulina, 1380 nucleotides. RefSeq names its product TBC domain-containing protein, putative. The record is from RefSeq and is a predicted model, not a curated record. Lineage: Eukaryota; Apicomplexa; Conoidasida; Eucoccidiorida; Eimeriidae. The annotation marks the transcript as partial. The transcript has 2 exons.